This is a messenger RNA of Odobenus rosmarus divergens (Pacific walrus), 1848 nucleotides long. RefSeq names its product macrophage receptor with collagenous structure (gene MARCO). Lineage: Eukaryota; Metazoa; Chordata; Mammalia; Carnivora; Odobenidae. The record is from RefSeq and is a predicted model, not a curated record. The transcript is spliced from 18 exons. The coding region runs from base 1 to 1848 and encodes 615 amino acids. Gene Ontology annotation, cellular component: membrane.
AUGUCGGAUAGCUCAAACCUCAAACCACUUCCCCUUGAACUCUCCAUGAAAUUAAAAAAGCGCGGAAACCGGAGCGGGGCAGGUGGCAAUCUUUUUUGCUCGAGUUACCGGGAGAUCGCGCAUAACUUCCGCUUGGAGUUCACGUUUGCGCAGCUGGAGGAAAGCGCGGGGUCCGUGCGCUCGGUCCUUUCCGCAAGGCCUGGCCCCCAGCGUGGGGCAGCCGGGCCAAGUGAGUCCUGGACCGAGAACUGGAAUCCCAAAGCCUCGGCCCGCUGCGGGGAGAUGACCUCGGCUUCCAUCGCACUGAAGGGCCCUGCCCAAGAGCAGGGCGGAGGCCUCAGCCUCUCCUGGCCGGUCACCGGCUGGCCAACUUCUGGAAACAUCACUGGCCCCCCAGAAGCCAGCAGCGGCACCCCCACCCCUAGCCUGGCGGAAGGACUUUCCGGGCUAGAGAAUGGAGCAGCCACCUCACACCGAGGUUGUGUUUCAGAUCCAAAGCCCAAGAAGAGAAAGGGGGUGAACUGCUUCAUGGUCAUGGUGGCCAUCUACCUGAUUCUGCUCACCGCAGGUGCUGGGUUGCUGGUGGUGAAAGUUCUGAAUCUGCAGGAGCGGCUCUGGGCCCUAGAGACUCACUUCACCAAUGGAACACUGGCCGCCGAGGAUGGCCUGUCCUUCUCUUUGCUCCAGUCAAUGCCCAUCCCACACCUCCCUGGGGGCACAUUGGGGCUGCAGGUCCUGCAGGCCCAGAUCACCCAGGUUCGCACCAGGCAGGAGCACCUGUUACGGAAGGUGGACAACUUCACUCGGAGCCCAGAGCUGUUCCGGGUCAAAGGGGAGCGAGGCGCUCCAGGCCCCCCAGGACUCCAGGGCCCGCCUGGAAUCAAGGGAGACGCAGGACUCCAAGGACCCAACGGUGCUCCAGGGAAACAGGGAGCCCCUGGCACCCCAGGACAGCAGGGAGAGAAGGGGAGCAAAGGCGAUGGGGGUCUCAUUGGCCUGAAGGGGGAACCUGGAGCUAAGGGCGACAAAGGAGACCUGGGUCUCCCAGGAAGCAAAGGGGACAUGGGCAUGAAAGGUGACACAGGGGUCAUGGGCCCCCCCGGAGCCCAGGGCAGUAAAGGUGACUCAGGGAAGCCAGGCCCCCCAGGUGUGGCUGGAUCUCCUGGAAUGAAAGGAGAUCAAGGACAACCUGGAGCGAAGGGUCUUCCUGGCUCUCCGGGCACGGCGGGAUCCGCUGGGGCCAAGGGGGAGCCUGGCAGUGCUGGCUCCCCGGGACUAGCAGGACCAGCAGGGAGACCCGGGAGUCCUGGAGCCAACGGCGUGAAAGGAAGCAAGGGGGACCCAGGACUUCAAGGACAGAAAGGAACAAAAGGAGAACCAGGAGCUCCAGGUCCUGCGGGCAUGAAGGGACAAAUGGGAAACCCGGGCCUGGUAGGCCUCCAGGGUCCACCUGGACUGAAAGGCCAAAAGGGAGAGCCAGGGGCAAAAGGAUCUUCUGGAGCGCAGGGAAUACAGGGAGAAAACGGUGAAUCUGGACUCAGUUAUCCGGUGCACCUGGCCAGGAUUAUCGGCACUAGGAACCGAGGCCGGGCUGAAGUUUACUACAAUGGUGUCUGGGGGACCAUCUGUGAUGAUGGCUGGGAAAAUUCAGAUGCCACUGUCUUCUGCCGCAUGCUGGGCUACUCCAGUGGAAUAGCCAUUACCAAAAUACCACCUGGCAGUGGGGAAAUCUGGCUGGAUGACGUUUCCUGUCGAGGGACAGAGAUGAGCCUCUGGAGUUGCCAAAAAAGCAACUGGGGCUCUCACAACUGCAACCACAAUGAGGAUGCUGGCGUGGAAUGCAGAUGA